This is a messenger RNA of Caenorhabditis bovis, 975 nucleotides long. The record is from the annotation of a GenBank genome assembly. NCBI's taxonomy places the organism in Eukaryota, Metazoa, Nematoda, Chromadorea, Rhabditida, Rhabditidae.
AUGUUCAUCUCCGAAGAGACAUAUAAAUUCCAUCGAAUCAUUAUUUAUUCAAUAGUUUUCGUUUUUCAAUUUAUUGGCACUUUUGGUAAUGUGAAUCUGAUUGUUCUGACGAUUCGCAAGAAAACGCUUCGAUCCAAAUAUGGACUUCUUUUAAUGAUUUUGGCGUUAUUGCACCAAAUUUGUCUACUCUACGAAGGAGUUUGCAUGGGUUUCGGAAUUGCAAUAACCUUCUAUCACUAUGAAAUCCGUCGGAAUACCUGCUUCUACGCCUUAUUCCCUUAUGUAUUCUUCCACUGCAUGCAAACCGGAGCAAUUUGGAUGCUCUCGGUCGACUUAUUCCUCACAAUCCUCUACCCCUUCAAGUAUCGAUCAUUCCAAAUUCAUGUCUAUUUUCCAUCAUUGUUCGUUCUACCAGUUUGCUAUGCUAUUUAUUCAGUAAUCGCUGGUUACACGAACAUCAAUGAUGACUCAAUUCCGAUGUGCAAUCCGCCUUCCUCUUUGGCUCCACAGGUCACCUCCCAAUGGUAUUUCAUAAUGCUCUUGUUUUCCAUUGCUACCGUUUUCUUUUACGUUAUGGCAUUUGGAUUAUUGAAGUAUAAAGUAACCAAACAUAACAAGAGUAUACGAUUUAUUGAAAGAAAAGCGAUGAAAGCGUUAAAAGUUCUAAUAUUCAUUUUUUUAAUAACUCGAUUCGUUUCAAUAUUCAUUUUCAAUGUUUUAACGUUUAUCGGAAUCGACAAGGAUUUAAUAGUAUUGUGGCAGAAUUAUAUUGUGAUUCUCGCAGUUGCCGCAUAUUCCCAAAAUGGAUAUAUUUGCUAUAUGAGAAGCUCGGAAUAUCGAAAUUUAUUUCGACAACAAAUGCACUCAUUAUUCCCAAAUAUAACCAAGAAUUUCAAUUGGCACGAAUCGCUAUCGAAGGGUGCGAUUACUGUAGCUGCAAUUAAAUCGACAACCACUCACGAUUUGAGACGCUAG